This is a messenger RNA of Paraphaeosphaeria sporulosa, 1106 nucleotides long. RefSeq names its product autophagy protein 5. Gene Ontology annotation, cellular component: phagophore assembly site membrane; cytoplasm; Atg12-Atg5-Atg16 complex. Bases 29 to 1000 code for a protein of 323 amino acids. Lineage: Eukaryota; Fungi; Ascomycota; Dothideomycetes; Pleosporales; Didymosphaeriaceae. Gene Ontology annotation, biological process: C-terminal protein lipidation; autophagosome assembly; nucleophagy. The record is from RefSeq and is a predicted model, not a curated record. The transcript has 4 exons.
ACCCUGCUUGCAGCGCCGUCCUCCCACCAUGGACGUCACGGCCCUGCUGCGCGAGCGCGUGUGGUCUGCGUCGAUCCCCCUCGAGAUCUCCCUGCACACUGCAGACUGCGCUUCAUACAACGCCGUUCCCUAUCUAGUCCACGUCCCGCGACUCUCGUAUCUGGCAUUCCUCCUCCCCAAGCUCCACGCCUUUUUCCACACCAGCCUGAUCUACCCAAGUGUCUUACCGACAGAUGCAUGGCUUGAGUACGACCAUGUGCCCCUGAAGUGGCACUACCCGCUUGGCCUACUCUACGACUUGUACUCUGGAGCCGAGCCUGCAUCCUCCCAUGACGCCUCCGCCGAGCAUGCCCACGUCCUCAGCCUUGACGAAGGGACUCCCCCCUGGAAGCUGACUCUGCACUUCUCCAAUUAUCCGAAAGACCAGCUGGUGCAACUUGACGUCCAAGAGAAGCAUAUCCAUGAUCUGUUCAUCAACAACGUGAAGGAGGCUGACUUCCUCCGGAAUGGGACUGGGAAGACGGUCAUGUCUCUCAGCAAGGAGGAUUCUGAGCAGCUCUGGGAAGGUGUCAAGCAACGAGACUUCCGGCGGUUCGCUCGCAUCAACAACAAAUUCUUGAACCCGCAAGGCGCCACACUUCGUCAUAUUCCAAUGAGACUGUAUCUCCCACAUGCUGCCUCCCCUCAAGCUGAACAACUUAUCUCGCCCAGCAAUCGUGUGCAGGAGGUUGGGACAGAUGAAAAGGGCGUCAUGACUGGCUCCGUGCGAGUUGUUCAGGGACUAGUCCCGCUGUCCUCUUCGUCGCGGCAACGCCAAACAGUAGGCACAGCACUGCACACUUUACUACCCAAUUUGUUUCGAAAUACCCGCGGGCCUUGCCUUAUUGCUGCCCCGGUGCUUCAUGGCGCUAUCCUCCCCUUGGAUGCCGGUCUGGAAGAGCUGAUACGAACCACAACCUAUGUCGAUGGGUGGCUUCACAUCGCUUUUAUCAUGCUUUAAAAGAGAAUGGGAUUGAUCCUGCGUGAGCCCCGUGUUUGGUGGUUCGAUGCAUGAUCCUGUUUGUAUGAGAUAUGCGAUAGAAAUCCAGGGUAACGCAACCAACGUC